Molecule: messenger RNA, 1994 nt
Organism: Eublepharis macularius
Lineage: Eukaryota; Metazoa; Chordata; Lepidosauria; Squamata; Eublepharidae
Gene: ITM2A
Product: integral membrane protein 2A
Exons: 6
Coding region: 226-981 (251 amino acids)
Biological process (GO): negative regulation of amyloid precursor protein biosynthetic process
Cellular component (GO): extracellular exosome; plasma membrane; Golgi apparatus
Molecular function (GO): amyloid-beta binding
Source: RefSeq, a predicted model, not a curated record
UCACCCUCUCCUUCCUCACCGUGCGGCGCAGAGCUGCCGUUCCGCGUUUCUCACGCUCCUCCCCCUGUUCGCCUUCCCCGCUAGGCCCCGCCCCCCCAGCGAGCCGAGCGAGGGAGAGGCCGCUGCGCAGCAACCGGAGCGGCGCCCGCAGGAGCAACAGCGGCGGCAGCGGGAGGCGACAGCGAGGCUCGCAGAAGCGAAGGAGGCCUCGGUCCGAGCGCCGCCAUGGUGAAGAUCGCCUUCCAGUCGCCCUUCGCCGGCAAGGACGAGCACAAGAAGGAGGCGGCCGAGGCCUUGGUGGCCGACAAGGAUCCAGAAGUUGCAACACACAGCCAUGAAAGCUCAUCUGGAAGAUGUUUGUUGACCCUCCUGGGUCUUGCAUUCAUCUUAGCAGGAGUGGUGGUUGGCGGAGCCUGCAUCUACAAGUACUUCAUGCCAAGGCACAAAGUGUUCCAUGGACAGAUAUGUUAUGGAGCAGAGGACAGUCAAGAUAAUGCUGCAGAACCGUACUUCCUACCCAUUGCUGAAGUAGCUGAUAUUCGGGAGGAUGACAACAUAGCGAUCAUUGAUGUUCCGGUUCCAAAAUUCUCUGACAGCGAUCCUGCAGCUAUUGUGCAUGAUUUUGACAGACUUCUGACAGCCUACCUUGACCUGCAACUGGGUAACUGCUACGUGAUCCCUCUGAACACAUCCAUUGUUAUGCCACCAAGGAACCUGAUGGACCUCUUCACAAAAUUAGCAACUGGUUCCUAUCUGCCUCAGACUUACCUUGUUCGGGAAGAAAUGGUUGUGACAGAAGAGAUUGAUAAUGUGUCAGAUCUGGGCAUUUUCAUUUAUCAGCUCUGUGCAGGGAAGGACACAUUCAGACUUCAGCGCAGAGAUAAAACCAUCGGUCUCCAAAAACGCUCUGCUGAGAAAUGCCGCUCAAUUCGGCACUUUGAAAAUGUGUUUGCUGUAGAAACCAAGAUCUGCCAGCAGUGACAAGGACAGGCUGGAAAGUGACAAUCUCACAUCUUCACCAAGAAGUCCAAGCUUUACAUUUUAAUCUUCAGAAUUAAAAAAAAAGAGUACAGUGAUAAUCAAAAGCCUUAUGCUUUUUUUGUGUGUGUGCAUUGCUUAGAUUUAAGAAAAGGGGGGAAAAAUAAGCACGCUCCGAAGUCAUCUUGUUUAUUUUGCUUUGGGCCCCUAGUGUUGCUCACUUUUCCUGACACUAAUUUGGAAUGGAAAUUUGCACAACAUUUAAAGUGAUAGCCCCGUGCCUGGUGAGCAUCUGUUUCACUUUUUUUUUUAGCAGAAGAACUCUUAUAUAAACAGCACCCGGUUCCUGCAUAGGAAUGUAGCCUAAUCAUCACCUUGACUUCACAAAAUGAAACUAACUUUAUUAAUCUGUGGUUUGCACAUCUUUGAAUAGCUCGGUAAAUAGCUCUGCACUCCCAUCUCCUGGUAGAAAACCACACCUAAGGUUUAUUUGAACUUCCCGUGUGAAGCUUGUAAAUUUUAACAUUGGUAAUUAUCAGCAGCUAACAUGGCUUUUUCAUUUUGUGCAAUUACUGUAUUGAACUUGUAUGUAUAUUUGAGACCUCUCCUGAGCUCACUUUUCCUCCUCCCCUCUCUUAUUUUAUUUUUUUGUGAUAUUUAGUUAUAUAUCCUGGUACAGUUGUUCUUUAAAGCUUUUAUGUUAGUAUUUUGAUUAGUAUCUUAAAACUGGUUUAACACUUUAACUACAAGCUUAUGUCAUUACAGCCUGAUUUGGACCAAUUGUCAAUGUUUCUGUAGCUGUAAAUUCCCUCCCCAAACCUAUAUAUGAAAUUUUAGAUCAGAACUUCUUAUGAGCAAGAAAGUGCUGUUAACUGCAGUCAAAAGUAUUGCCCUUGUUUUGGACUGCAGUGCAAAGUGGUAAAAGGAUAGCUAGAGAGCUGCUAAGUUGAGUGUUUUAUAAGGGACUUUAUAUUUCAAACAAAUCCUGCAACCCUCUAAUAAAUGUUUCUCUAAGA